Molecule: messenger RNA, 1837 nt
Organism: Dermatophagoides pteronyssinus (European house dust mite)
Lineage: Eukaryota; Metazoa; Arthropoda; Arachnida; Sarcoptiformes; Pyroglyphidae
Molecular function (GO): nucleic acid binding
Source: RefSeq, a predicted model, not a curated record
GAAAUGAUGAUGAUGAUGAUGAUGGAUGUAAAUUUGAAAAAAUUUAUCGAAUUUCUUUAUGAACAAAAACGUAAAAAAUUUUCUACAAUAUUUUGUACGGAAAAAAUCAAUAUAAAUGAAUAUCCAGUACGAUCAAUUUGUAUUGGUUGUCGAUUAUCAAUAAUUCAAAUGAAAAAUUUAUCAUUUCUGAAUAUAACAAGAUCAGUAAUUGCUAUCGAUUGUCAUGAACACAUUGUCAAUGUUUAUAAAUUAGCCAAUGUUCGCAGUGUAAUGAUGGAAAAAAUUAAUAUUGAUUUUCAAAUGUAUUUACAAUAUAUUUUGAAAUGUAUUGAUGAAAUAUCCAAAUGUAUAUCGGAUUAUGGUAUAAAAUUAUCAUUAUUACCAUUGGAAACAAUUGGUUAUAAAUUAUUUAAACCAAAAUUAUUACCCGAUAAUAAUUAUGAUGAUGAUCAUAAUAAUCAUAAACCAUUCUAUUUGAUACCACCAAAAUCAUUAUCAUGGGCAUUAUUCAUAUUGGAUGAAAAUUAUAAUUCAUUUAAAAUGGAAAAAUUUAAACAAUUUUUUUCAAAACGUUCAAAAUUCUAUGGUAUUAAUCUAAAAGAAUGUUUUAUUUCAACAUUUGUUCAAGUGAAAAAUGUAUCCGAAAUUGAUGCUAUUUUUUCCAAUUUGAAAACAUUUCAAAUUGAUUUCGUUAUUUUUGGCAUUUCACAUGGAAGUAAACUUGGUGAUGUUGAAAUUUAUGAAUUAAUCAAAUAUUAUGGUAAUACUAUUUAUGGUAUUGCAAAUCAAGUUUUUCGUACGGAUAAUCAUUCGGAUAAUAAUCAAUAUAUGGAUAGUUUAGUAAUGAAAACUUGUUUGAGAAUUGGUGGCCAACCAAAUAUCGUACAUCCACAUCAUUGGAAUCGUUUUCCAUUGAAUACAAAUACAACAAUGAUUGUUGGCAUCAAUGAAUUUGCUCAACAUUUUCAUCAAAUUAAAUUAAUUUUUCAUUCAUUAAUCGGUACUGUGGAUGAUAUAUUUACAAGUUAUAUAUCUAUAAAUAAAAUAUCAUUAGAUUAUAAUGAUAAUAUUUAUGAACAAAUGUUUGAAGAUUUAUUGGAUAAAUAUUAUGAGAAAAAUAAUUAUCAUCCCCGAACUGUGAUUAUAUUUCAAAAUUUUCCAAUUGGUGAUUUUAAAAAAGUUUUAACAACCAAAUCAUUGGCUGAUGUUCGAUUAACCAUUAUUUACGUGAAUAAAUUUACAUCCACAUAUUUUUUACCGCCAAUCAUUGAUGAUAACGACAACAACAACAAUGGUAUCAGUGUUAAUAUGAAUUUUUUAUAUCCCGAAACUGAUGAUAAUGAAUUGAAAGAAUUUAUUAUCAAUAUUGUACCACCAACAUUUGAAUAUAAUAAUCAAUGGCAAAAUCAACAUUGUUGUUGUUGGAAACCAUGUCAUUAUACAAUAUUUUUCGAUGAUUGUAAUUUUACUAUUGAACAAUUACAGGAAUUUUGUUUUACAAUGUGUCAUUAUUAUUAUAAUAAUUUUUAUACAAGUUUUUUACCUGUACCAAUGGAAUAUGCUUUGAAAUUUGCACGUGAUGCUUGUUCAAGAUUUGCUGCAUUGAUUGUUGAUCAAAAAUUUUCAUUUACCAAAUCAAUCGAUGAAUUGAUUGAAUAUUUUCAUCAAAAUGUUAAAAUUCAUGAUAAUCUUGAAUAUUCAAUAUUUUGAAUAACAUUUGUUUUCUUUAUAAAAAAUCAACUAAUAAUUCCAUAAAAUUAACUAUUUUUUAAAUAAAAACAUUGACACAUUUAUAACGACCAUAAUUGUGUGCGUUUAUUAUAUUCAGGAUGAUGAU